Molecule: messenger RNA, 5636 nt
Organism: Neopelma chrysocephalum (saffron-crested tyrant-manakin)
Lineage: Eukaryota; Metazoa; Chordata; Aves; Passeriformes; Pipridae
Gene: PDE3A
Product: phosphodiesterase 3A
Exons: 15
Coding region: 397-2880 (827 amino acids)
Biological process (GO): oocyte maturation; positive regulation of oocyte development
Cellular component (GO): cytosol
Molecular function (GO): 3',5'-cyclic-AMP phosphodiesterase activity
Source: RefSeq, a predicted model, not a curated record
UAAUUCUCUUUAAAUAUAAAAGCUCUCAAUUAUAUAUCUGAGGUGCUGCAUUUUACCCCUCCAGUUCCUAAGCAACAGCUAUUUUCAGAUUGAGUGCGUCUGGUGUUGUCUACCUACUUCAGGCUUUUACGAGGUGGCUCGUCAGUGGAAGCUGGGCUGUUCUCUGUCUCCACUGGCUCCCUUUGUCGUGGCACUGUGAGGAGACAGAUGCUUUAGAGAAACGUGAGAAGCUCGGGUGUAACCGGUCUCGACCUUGCAGCUCACAAAAACUCGUGUACAUCGGGGAACUCUGCCAUCUGCAAUGAAACACAGGAGUCAGAAAUAAGGUUCUUGACACUGGUUUGGGAGAAGCCUUUUUCUCAAGUCUGGAAAAGCCUCUAGAGCAGAUCCGAAACCAUGAGCCGGAAAUCUCUGUACUUGCUGAAGCGUAGGUGGGAGUCGAUUCCCGCUGCUGACCAGUCUUCUGGUACCAGUAUCACAGUGGAUAUCGCUGUCAUGGGAGAAGCACAUGGGCUCAUCACGGACCUUUUGGCCGAUCCUUCGCUGCCCCCCAACGUGUGCACAUCGCUGAGAACAGUGAGCAACCUGCUUAACACGCAGUUAACCUUCCAGGCCAUCCACAAGCCAAGGGUGAAUCCUUUGGUGUCCUUCAGUGAGAACUACACCUGCUCCGACUCAGAGGAAUGUCCGGAGAAAGGAGAGAAACUGGCCAUUCCCAAGCGCUUACGGAAAAGUUUGCCUCCAGGACUGCUGAGACGAGUGUCCUCAACUUGGACCACAACAACAUCAGCCACAGGAUUACCUACACUGGAGCCAGCUCCAGUGAGAAGGGAUCGCAGUGCCAGCAUCAAACCCCAUGAAUCAUCUUCAUCCAGCCCUGACUCCUGGAACAGCUCAAUUCUGAUGACAAUCACAAAGAGCAGGUCCUUCUCCACCUCCUAUGCCAUGUCAUCUACCAACCACCUGAAUGCCAAAAGGCAGAGCCGGCAAGGUAUCCCACCAAAUAUUUCACCUCUCACCUCCCCGUGCCAUUCACCAAUUCAGGGGACCCCUGCCACAAGUCCUACUGGAAAAACAUCUUCUGUGUCAUUUCCAGACUCUACAGAUACUGACACCAAGCAGGGCUUAAAGCCACACAAAGUCUUAACUUCUUCUCAGAGUGCACCUCCCCUGUCAGAUCCUGUUAUCAGCCCCUCUGUCAUCUGCAGCAGCUGUGGCAGACCCUAUAACCAAAUAGAAGCUGGUGAUGAGACACUAAAUAGAAAUGAUGCUACCACACACACCCUGAACAGAACAGAUGAUCCUGCGCAAGCCACCUCUGACUACGAGACCAACAACAGCGACAGCAGUGACAUCGUGCAAAACGAUGACGAGACAGAUUGCUCCAAGGAGCAGACACGAAAGGGAUCUGUCUGUAGGUCCUACACACCUGAGACCAUCAUCUUGCAUCCCUUGACACCACCUGAGGACAAGCCUGUACUUGCUCCUGAGCCUCUGGUUAUGGACAACCUGGAUCCCCUGAUGGAGCAGCUAAAUAGUUGGAACUUCCCAAUCUUUGAUUUGGUGGAAAAAAUUGGAAAGAAAUGUGGUCGGAUUCUCAGUCAGGUAUCAUACAGGCUUUUUGAAGACAUGGGACUGUUUGAAACCUUUAAAAUACCAGUGAGGGAAUUUAUGAAUUACUUUCAUGCCUUGGAAUGUGGAUACCGAGAGAUACCUUAUCACAACCGAAUCCAUGCAACUGAUGUUCUACAUGCCGUGUGGUACCUGACAACUCAGCCCAUCCCGGGGCUGCCAACUGUGAUUAAUGACCACGGGUCAGCAAGCGAUUCAGAUUCUGACAGUGGAAUCACUCACGGCCACAUGGGUUAUGUGUUUUCGAAGACAUACACACCUACAGAUGACAGCUAUGGAUGCCUGGCUGGCAACAUCCCUGCCCUUGAACUGAUGGCUCUUUAUGUAGCUGCAGCCAUGCAUGAUUAUGAUCACCCAGGAAGGACCAAUGCCUUUUUGGUAGCAACGAGUGCUCCUCAGGCAGUGCUGUACAACGACCGCUCCGUCCUGGAGAACCACCACGCCGCUGCUGCCUGGAACCUUUUCAUGUCGAGGCCAGAGUACAACUUCCUGGUCAACCUCGACCACGUGGAGUUCAAGCAUUUUCGCUUCCUUGUCAUUGAGGCAAUUUUGGCUACUGACCUGAAGAAACACUUUGAUUUUGUCGCCAGAUUCAAUGCCAAGGUGAAUGAUGAUGUUGGAAUUGACUGGACUAACGAGAACGACCGCUUGCUGGUUUGCCAAAUGUGCAUCAAACUGGCCGACAUAAACGGGCCUGCAAAAUGCAAAGAUUUGCAUCUGCAGUGGACAGAAGGCAUCGUCAAUGAGUUUUAUGAACAGGGUGAUGAAGAGGCCAGCCUGGGCUUGCCAAUCAGUCCUUUCAUGGACCGCUCUGCCCCUCAGCUGGCACACCUCCAGGAAUCUUUCAUCACUCACAUUGUGGGACCACUAUGUAACUCCUAUGACUCAGCGGGGCUGAUGCCAGGAAAGUGGAUAGAAGAUAGUGAUGAAUCAGGAGACACUGAUGAGCAAGAAGAGGAAGAAACAGCGGAAAUGGAAACUUGUGAAAAUACUGAAUCCAGAAAGAAGAAGUUCAAGAGGAGGAAAAUCUACUGUCAGAUCACUCAGCACCUGCUUCAGAACCAUAAAAUGUGGAAGAAAGUAAUUGAGGAUGAGGAGAGGUUAGCUGGGUCAGAGAAGCAAGGGGCAGAGCAAUCCCCACUGCACCAAUCUUCAGAACAAAUCCAGGCCAUCAGGGAAGAGGAGGAGGAGAAAGGGAAGCCCAAGAAGGAUGAAGAGGAGAACACAACUGUAGAACCAAACCAAUGACAAUAUUUACAGCAGUAUUUUAAGACAGAUUGACUUGUGCACAGACUCUUUCUCAAGCCAGCACAGCAUUUAGACACAACACUGUAGAAGUAUGGGAUAAUGCGCCUACAGCUGUUUAAUUUGUUUCUCUUUCCUUUUUAUGGUGAGGUACAUUGUUUAAACUCCUAUGCUCAAGGAAGCUUUCACACUGCAACACCGGCUUUUACAGACUUUCUUUAAAGAGAUUUGGGGGUGGGUGGAAUUAUAUAAAUAUAUAUAUAUAGCCAGGGUUAUUGGCUGCACACUUCAGCAAAAUACAUUUAGUGAUAUAUUAUGGUCACUGUGAUAUUUACAGAAGAAAGUUAUCUAAGGAAAUGCUGCUUCUGAAGAACAUUUGCAGUUAACAGUAAGGUACCAGUUAAGUAGCUUUUGCUCUUAAUGCUGAGGGAUAAAAGUUCCAAAGCUUUAUAUGAAUGCUGAUAUAUCCUGCCAACACAUAUGUGUGUGUGAGGGGGUGUUUGCAAGUGUGAGUGGAUGUGUGGAAAUAUAGCAUAGUUUGAGUUCUUAUUACAGUAGCUGUAGCACGUGUCCCAAUACAUGACAACAAACAGAAGGCCCGGAUUUUAGAGAAUUUGUGCCCACCAGGGAAAUGGAGCCCAUUUUGAGGAGCUCUGCAUUCCCCAUAGGCCUCCAAGUCCCAGUUUGCACUCCAGCUGCAGGCAGCAGCCUUUCAGCAGAGACCACGCUGGCCCAGGCUGGCAGCCUGGCCCUGUCUGGCUGUGUGGGCUCCUCCUCCUCCUCUUCCUCAGCACUUCCCGCACUGCUGGCGAAAGGGAUGUGCCAGGAAGGCAUAUUUUCCAAAGGGGGUCGCGAGGGACUGUGUGCCACACUGCUCUGUUCCCCUGGAGAGGACCUGGCCCUCUGUGUGAAUGGUUGUGUGGGGCAGCGUGUUUGGGCAGGAGGGAACAGAGAGCAAACAUGUCCUUGGAAGCGAGAGGCGCCACUGUCAGCUCCUACCGCAACCUAACACCUCCCUGCAUCAAUGACCAAAUAUAUCAGUUAAGAGCAGAGCUAAACUGCAUCUUGGGAGAGCAAAAGAAGGGGAGUGUGGGGGCCAUUGUCUCCUCAAAGCAAUGCAGGCAAUGCAUUAGGAGCAGCGUGGGGGACACGUGCCAGUCCUGCAUCCACUGGGCACUCGUGUGUCUCAGCAACCACUCACAUGACCUUCAGAGAACUCGGUUUUUCGGUGUGAGGUGCUGGAUGGGAGCAGUUUGUUGCUGGCAUUCUGCUUAGAAGCGGCAUGUUUGGUCCCACCGAUAUACUUUUUUUCCUUUUUUCAUUUUUUUUUUAAGAGAUAGAAAAAGAUCAGGCCUGUAAGAAGAGCAGAUCUUUUUGUUUGUUUGUUUGUUCUGUUCAUUUGUUUUCUCUGUUGUUUAUGCUGUGAGCCAAAUGUCUAUUUAAAAAGUUGGAUAUUCACUUUCAAUAUUUUAUUUCACGAUAUUAUAUUUGUCAAUGAUUAGCUAUCUAGAUGUAAAUAUGGAAAAAUUUUUAUGGGUUCCUGUAGAUAAUGAUAUCUUUAAGAAAAAAAAAAGAAAAAGAAAAAAAGGGAAAAGUUGUUUUGUAAAGAUAAUUUUUUAAAAAAUAAAUACAAAAACAUUUUUAUACAGUGUAGCCAUUUCAAAACCCCACAAAGUCUUGAGUAAUUUGUAUAGACCCUUAUGGGAAGCCAGUGGUCUAUAGAAUCAAGGCUUCAAAAUAUUAAUGCUCUUGGGGACUGGCCGCACCAACCAGUACCACACAAUUUAGAGACUUGUUCCCACAGAAAGAAUUAUAUACAUAAAGCUCAGUAUCUCUCAAAAAUUAUUUGACUAUAUAUACUUUUUAUACUUUGAUCCUGCAGCCCUUUACUAAGAAGAGGAUUGCUUGUGAAAGGUGGAGUUUGUAGAAGUCCUUUCUGUAUUAAAUUUCUGACAUUACACUCAUCACUUUUUGCCAUUGUUACACAUUCACCAAAUUUCAUGAUCCUAUUGAUACCUCCCCAAAAGUGUUGGAAAACAUUCUCUAUCAAAGCCAAUCAACAUGUGUGUUAUCACUUCAGGGGUUCUUUUAGCUUUGCAUUUCUGUCAGAGUGAACUUUCGCUCAAAACAGGAUUUGGGGUUUUUGCUGGUUGCAUUUGCCUGAUGUCAUCCCAUUCUACUCUUAGCAGUAGAGAGGCCGUGUUUGCCUUUCAGGAGAGUGACUAGAGCACGGUUCUGAAUGCUCUUAUUGGCAGAACUAUUUAGUAAGUGCUUUCCAAUGAAAUCAGAAAAGCAAAUUGCACUGUUAUUUUAAAGGCAAAGGACAUAGCAGAAUUCACUCAAAAGAAAAAAAUGAUGUCUCCAAGACCUCAGCCAGUCUCCAGCAAUUCCAGCUUGCACUGUUUUCACACCUUUUUAGUCACUUCGAUUGAUCAUUUUAUUUGGGUUUUUCUUGUACAAGUGAUAUGCAUACCUUAUAGUAUGGGAAGGAUUUUUUAUGCCUCAUUCUGUCCUUUAAAAAUUAAACUUACAGAGAUGCUUUAAAAUGUCACAUCUCCAAGCACUUUUUUCUUGAUUUUCAGUACAUAAUCACCGCAACUGGAUCUUAAUACUGCGUUUUAUGUUGCCUUCACUGGAAGAUGAAAAAAUUAUAUUGCAGCAAGUGUUAGUGGGUGCCCAGUUGGUAAAAUUACAAAGAAGUGUUCGAGAAUGAGGCGAAAUCCUGUAAGUGGAGUUCCACAUAUUCCUCUGAGCUGGCA